AUGGGGAAAACCCCACAUCUUCAAGGAGACAGAGGCCUGGAUGGGUUCCCUGGAAAGCCAGGAGUGGAGGGGAAACAGGGCCCUCCUGGCAGCCCUGGCCCUCCUGGUGCAAGUGGGACCAAAGGAGACAAGGGUGAACCAGGUCUUCCAGGAUUGCCUGGCACUUCAGUGCAUAUUGAAGGCCUAAAAGGAGAGGAAGGAAAGCCUGGGCCACGAGGACCACAAGGCCAACCUGGACUUCCUGGACCUCCAGGGCAGCCUGGUCUGGAAGGCAAGCCUGGAGUCCCUGGUUUGCCAGGCCAAAGGGGUAAAAAGGGAGAACCAGGAUUCCCAGGAAUCAAUGGUCUGAUCGGCCCUCAGGGACCUCCAGGGCCCCCAGGCACUACUGGACCCCCAGGACCACCUGGGCCACCGGGACUGCCAGGAGAGAUUGGAGUUUCUGGUAAAACUGGACCACCUGGACCAGCUGGGCUGCCUGGCAAAGAUGGGCUCCCAGGGCUCCCAGGGCUUCCAGGUCAAAAGGGAGAACGGGGGGAAAAGGGUGAGGAAGGCUUUCCUGGAAAAGCUGGCCUUAAGGGUGAACCAGGAAGCCGUGGCCAACCUGGUGAGCAGGGUGAAGCAGGUUUUCCUGGUCCUAGGGGCUUACCUGGACUGAGAGGAGAAAAAGGAGACCAGGGAGAAAAGGGAAGAGACGGUCUCCCAGCAAUGAAAGGUGAAAGAGGAGAAAAGGGUGACACAGGUUCCCCUGGACCCCCAGGCCUACCUGGAACAACAGCCUUUGUCACCCCACACCCCAGGAUUCCUGGUGAACCUGGACCAAAAGGGGACAAAGGAGAUCAAGGAAUGAGUGGAGAGCCUGGAUUACCUGGAGUCCCAGGUGAGCAAGGUGCACCAGGACCUGCAGGACUACAGGGUGCAAAGGGGGAGAAAGGAGCCCGAGGAGAGGCUGGAGCACCUGGAGAGACUGGUUUGAGUGGACCAGCAGGGCCCCCAGGUCCAAGAGGCUUGCCAGGAAAUGUGGGUGUGCCUGGAGGCCCUGGACUCCCAGGAAGGGCAGGAGAAAAGGGGGAAAAGGGUGAUCCUGGAAAAGAAGGAAAAGUGGGUUUACCUGGGCCGCCUGGUGAGCCAGGGCGUGCUGGAGAGCCAGGAUUGCCUGGGAAGGGUAAAGAUGGAGAAAGGGGGGAAAGAGGACCACCAGGCUUACCAGGACCCUUUGGACAUAAGGGUGAGAGGGGAGCUCCUGGCCUCCCUGGACAGCCAGGAGACAGAGGAGUGCCAGGAAUCGGCCUGCCUGGGCCCCCUGGCCCUGCAGGACCCCCAGGAGACAAAGGGUCACUGGGUCCCCGUGGUGUACCUGGUAUCCCUGGACCACAGGGGCCUCCUGGCCAGGAUGGUGUACCUGGAAAUCCAGGGGAAAGAGGACCUCCUGGAAAACCUGGUUCCCCACCCCUGCUCACUCCAGAGGAUAUAAAUCUCCUAGUAAAGGAUGUGUGCAGUGAGUGCCCUCCUGGCCCACCAGGACUGCCAGGCAUCCCAGGUUUCAAAGGGGAUAAAGGUCUCCGAGGACCACCAGGUAGAGAUGGGCAGGAUGGGAAAACGGGGAUUGCUGGUCCCAGAGGUCCUCCAGGCCCACCUGGGCUCGAUGGCCCAAAGGGUGCUAAAGGAGACCGUGGUAUGACUGGGGAAGUAGGAGAAAAAGGUGAACAGGGCCACCCUGGAAUGCCUGGCUUCUCAGGGGCUCCUGGAAACCCUGGUCCACCUGGAUCAGAUGGGGCACCAGGACCAAUAGGACCAGCAGGAAACCCAGGAGACAUGGGCAAAGAUGGUCCCCCAGGCCCACAGGGCCCACCAGGGCUGCCUGGACUCCCAGGCAUCGCUGGGAAUGAUGGCAAGGAUGGCAAACCAGGAUCUCUGGGGGAGCCGGGCAAGCCUGGAGAACAAGGGCUCCCAGGCCGGGAGGGUGCCAGAGGAUUGCCGGGUUUCAAAGGACAGAGAGGAGAUACAGGUCCCCCAGGUCCCCGGGGGGAGCCAGGUGUGAUGGGUCCUGCUGGUCGUGAGGGGCCACCAGGGAAGGAUGGUGAUCCUGGUCCCAUCGGUCCACAGGGCCCUCGAGGACUGCGAGGGCAGCCGGGCAAGAAUGGAGUGCCUGGAUCUGCAGGAGAACCCGGCCCUGCUGGCAUCCCAGGCCCCAAGGGAAAUAAAGGAGAAACAGGCAGCCCAGGACUCCCUGGCUUUAUAGGACCCAGAGGACCACCUGGAGAGCCAGGAGAGAAAGGUCCUCCUGGAAAAGAGGGCACACCAGGGAAACAGGGUGCAAUUGGCUCCAAAGGAGAGAGGGGUGAGCCUGGCAUCAAAGGUGAAAAAGGCCCUCGAGGAGAAAAAGGUCCUCCAGGUGAUCCUGGGAUACCUGGUCAUAAGGGCCAUCCAGGACUGAUGGGUCCCCACGGGCCUCCAGGAGACACUGGGCAAGUUGGACCUCCUGGGCCUCCAGGACAGCCAGGAUUUCCAGGACCAAGGGGAGAACCCCCAUCUCUAGAGACUUUGAGGAGACUCAUCCAAGAGGAGUUAUCCAAGCAGCUAGAUGCAAAGUUACCCUAUAUCCUGGCUCAGAUACAGCCUGCACAGGUAAAAGCAUCCCAUGGCAGACCAGGACCUCCUGGUCCCCCUGGGAAGGAAGGACUCCCAGGAAGAACUGGCCCUCCAGGAGAGCCUGGCCGGCCUGGACAGACUGGGUCUGAAGGGCCACCUGGACCCAUUGGUCCCAAAGGAGAAAGAGGAGCAAAGGGUGAGAAAGGAGACACUGGCAUUGGCCAACGAGGGGAAAUUGGUCCUCCAGGAAUUCCAGGCCUCCCAGGGGAGCCUGGUUAUGCCAAAGAUGGGAUGCCAGGGCCCCCUGGCCCUGCAGGUGAAGCGGGUGUGCCGGGUCUGGCAGGGCCCCAGGGCCCCCCGGGAGCCAGUGGACAGUGCGACCCCUCCCAGUGCGCCUACUAUGCAAGCCUGGCUGCCCGGCCCCCCAAUGUCAAAGGGCCAUAGCCUGCAGGGAGCACCCCAGACUUCUUUUGAAAACUUGAAUUCCUCACACCUGCCAACAGCUCUCCAAUGUCUUCAGCUGUGUUUCUUUUGCGGAAGGCCUUCUAAAGCCAACAAAUGCUGCCGUGAGCAGAGUACAAGACAUGAGCUGCAGUCUCAGAUCAAGACCCAUGUUUGUACUCACCCAGAUUUUAGUCAUCAAA
Molecule: messenger RNA, 3233 nt
Organism: Ficedula albicollis (Collared flycatcher)
Lineage: Eukaryota; Metazoa; Chordata; Aves; Passeriformes; Muscicapidae
Gene: COL22A1
Product: collagen type XXII alpha 1
Exons: 50
Coding region: 1-3033 (1010 amino acids)
Source: RefSeq, a predicted model, not a curated record